AUGACAACUGCAAGCAUCGACAUGGGCAGGAUUACGUUCUUCGAGGACCGGAACUUCCAGGGUCGGUCGUACGAGUGCAGCAGCGACUGCGCCGACAUCCACCUGCACCUGAACCGCUGCAGCUCCUGCAGGGUGGACAGCGGAUGCUUCGUGGUGUACGACCGCCACAACUUCGCGGGGAAUCAGGUGUUCUUACGACGAGGGGAGUACUCCGACGUCCAGCGCAUCGGGAGCAUCAUGGGUAUGGUGGGCAUGGCCGUCAUGGACACGAUUCGCUCCUGUCGCAUCAUCCCGAUGCACCGUGGUCAGUUCAGGAUGAGGAUCUAUGAGAGGGAGAACUUCGGGGGUCGGAUGCAGGAGCUGGUGGACGACUGUGAGUCUGUGCAGGACGCUCUGGACCUGUCCGACUGUCUGUCCUGUCAGGUGACGGACGGACACUGGCUGGCGUUCGAGCAGGUCCACUUCCGAGGCCGGAUGACGUACCUGAGGCCCGGGGAGUACCGGAACCUGAGGGACCCGGCGGUGAGCGGCGUGAUGAAGGUCAGCUCCGUCCGACGCAUCACCGACUCCUGCUGA
Messenger RNA from Sphaeramia orbicularis (orbiculate cardinalfish), 576 nucleotides. RefSeq names its product gamma-crystallin M3-like. Gene Ontology annotation, molecular function: structural constituent of eye lens. The record is from RefSeq and is a predicted model, not a curated record. Gene Ontology annotation, biological process: visual perception; lens development in camera-type eye. The transcript has 4 exons. Lineage: Eukaryota; Metazoa; Chordata; Actinopteri; Kurtiformes; Apogonidae. Bases 1 to 576 code for a protein of 191 amino acids.